Molecule: messenger RNA, 8767 nt
Organism: Scylla paramamosain (green mud crab)
Lineage: Eukaryota; Metazoa; Arthropoda; Malacostraca; Decapoda; Portunidae
Product: ubiquitin carboxyl-terminal hydrolase 24-like
Exons: 45
Coding region: 151-7974 (2607 amino acids)
Biological process (GO): protein deubiquitination
Cellular component (GO): cytosol; nucleus
Molecular function (GO): cysteine-type deubiquitinase activity; protein binding
Source: RefSeq, a predicted model, not a curated record
UGUCCCAUAUUAAUAUAUUUCGUAUCGUAGAGGUGUUGUGUGUACAUAGGUUGUGGCAGUGCAGGAAAUGGUGCGUGCAGAGGGCGAGUGCACCUGUUGCUGAGAGUGGUUCCUCCGUCUAGGGAAAAGAGUGCACAUGGUAACUUGAAGAUGGAGCAGGAGGACGAGAAUAUCUCCCUUCUGCUCAACAUGGGGUUCCCUGACGUGCGCGCCAUCAAGAGAGCACUCAAGUUGAGCAAUGGAGACGUGAACGAAGCGGUGACGUUCCUGACGGAGCAGCCUCUUACCUCCUACAGCACCGUGGACGACCUCAGGGAUGUCGAGAUGGCCGACCCCGCCCUCCGGCCUCCCUCCUAUGACGAGGCUGGAGGAAUAGAUGGCAGCAGUAUGGAGUUCCCAACCACCAACCUUUAUGAGCUGGAGAGCCGCGUUUUCAUUGAUGCGUGGUCUAUUCCUUAUAAGAGAGAUGAAUCUCUUGGCAAGUGUCUGAUAUCAGCAGCUAGACUUGCUGAAGAAGGUCUGUGUGAUGCUGAUGAGUCUUGUCAGCGGUUCAUGGAGCGCUGUCUGCCAGAGUGUUUCCACAAGCUGCUGAACAAUGGUGCUGUAAGGCGCUGGGGGAUGGAAAUACAAGAAGGGGUGUUUAAUAUGCUCGAUUUGCUCACAAAUCUCGUCAUUGUUCGCCUCAAGCAUGGACCAGUGCCAGAAACUCUGCUCAAAAAUGUCUAUGCUCUUGCUAUGGACUCAGAGUGUGAAUGGAACCAAAAGAACAAAAACCGCCCAGCAGCAUUCACUGGAGAUAUUAUCUAUGCAAAAUCUACCUCACAGUUUGAAAUGUAUGGAUGGCUCAUGGACCUCAUCAAUAUGUUUGGAAGUCGAGGAGGUUUUGAGCUUGUGGCAAACCGCUUUACUAGUGGGGAAGACCUGGAUGCUGGCCAGAUGGCAGCAUUACUCCUUCCCUUGGGCCAGUGUGUAAAGUUCCUGGUGAAGGAUGUAGUGUGUCCUGUCCUCCUGCCAGCAGUGAACCAGGCCCUCCAGUAUGUUGCCAGCCUUGAGGAAAUACAGCUGAGGGGCCAAAAGAUUAGCUCAUGCUAUGACCUUCUAGAAGCUGUACGACUGUUAUGUGCAAGUCUGUGGCCAGAGAAAGUUCAACGCACAAGUGAUCUUAGGUUGGAAAUGAUCAUUCGAAUGCUCAAAACACCCCACUUCUCAGCACGUAUGAAUGCUCUGAAGGAACUUGCAAGACUGAUUGAGGACAGCAAGAAAGGUCGAAGUAAUGUCAUUGAUACAGACAUUAUUCAAGAAUGGAUGACAAGCAAGAGAGUUUUAUCACUUGCACUUGAAGGUAACAUUGACCAAGUGCAAUACACAGACCGCAUGAAAGAACUGGUGGAGUUCAUGGGUCCCAAGCUGCAGCAGGAGGAGCUGUCCCGCAUCUGGCACAUGGCAGAUAAGGCCAGUCCUCAUGUGGUGGAUAACAUCCAUCGGAUCAUGGCAGCAGCAGCAACACGCUUCAAUCCUCAGCAGUUUGACUUCUUGUUGGGUCUUGUUAGGAAGAGUUGGGAUGGUGGAAAUGAUCGCCUUCGGGAAAAGCUUCUCUCUUUCAUAGGAAAGAUUGGUCAAGACUCAAGGCUUGGUCAGACAGCUGUCAAGAUGCUGGAUGCUCUAUGGGAGUUAGCUCGGGUGCCAGCUCUGCCACCCAAGCUGGUACAUCAGGCCAUGAAUGAACAUCUUACAAUACUUAAUGAAUCAGCCACAAGAGACCAGCUCCGUAAAACUUAUAUUGUCCGUUGUGUGGAGGACAUAAAAAGAAGUCCUGCAGUUUAUCUUCCAUUGAAACAGCUACACUACUUGGCUCAGUCUAUUACUAAAGGAGGAGCAUCAUAUUUCAAGACUGAAAAAGCUACUCUCUCUGAACUUAAUCGAAGUCAUGAAAUUGUAAAGCUGAUCACUGCAAGUCUGGCCAAGUGUCAUGCCCUAGCUGUGUCUACCUGUGGCAACCAACCACCUUCUCCAGACACCCUGAUUGAUGGCAAAUAUACUCAUGAUCAUUACUUAAAAGUUCACUUGGAGUUCCUUCAAUUUCUGCUGAAGGAGGGAGACAUUUACCUGGCAUGGCCACGGUGCAAAGACAUUUGGGAUACGCUGGUGGCCAACCCCAAGGCCUCAGGCUACGAUAAAGAGGUUUGCUUCACAUGGUUCAGUGGGUGCCUGGGUGACCUUGAGAGCACCACUCAGCGGGACCUCUUCUGUGACAAGCUGCUGCGGCUGGAUCCAGUUACUCUCACCCGACCUGCCUUCACCUGUGUUGUUGAUUAUUUCCAUGCUGUCAACCUCAAUGAUCAUAAGUUGAUUCGCAAUGGAAAUGUUAUUAUUGUUGACAAACUGGAACCUCUGGGCCUUGAGUUCUUCUGGCAACUGGUACUCGAGUGCCAGGACGAAUAUCUGGCUGAGGAUGCCAUGAAGCUCCUCUUGGACAUGAGCUAUAUGAGUCUCUCAGUGCGGCUCAAGCGUGACCCAGCACAGCUUCAUGCACGCUUUGUCACAGAAUGCUACAAAAAGCUGGAGAAACUGAUGCUCCAUGUAAAUGAGACUGCAUUGGGUGCUGCUGUGUCCACUGCCACAAAGACCUUGACUGCUAUGGCUGUUUCAGAACUAGGAGGACUUUCUCCUUCAUCAAGAAACAGCUGCAUCCAGCAUAUCCGCCGAGUGCUGGUGUUGGCAGAGCGCUACAUUUGUAGCAUUGAGGAGCAGCAUCCUGGUCCUCGCUACCUCCCUCCACAUGGUUCCUCUUUCACUGGCACACCAGUCAUACUCUAUGUUACCUGUGACUCUAUUAGAAUGGAUGUCACUCUGGAGUGCCACAGCAAUGAGCGUCUUGGUGUGGUGCGAAGCAAGAUAGGCAGUUGUGCCCGAGUUCCUAUUGAGCAGGUGCAGAACCUCUCAUUUGGGGAAGGUAGUAACAGCUUUCAUGUGACUGGUGGAGAACAGGAUAACCGCCUCCUUCACAGUAUAGGGGUGCUUACCAACACAACUGUCACUGCCAAGAUCAGCUCAAGUGGUGCACAGCUCAAGGAGGUUGGUGACAAUUGCUGGGAUGAGCUGCCUGGCACUGUAAGCUAUUGUGAUAGUGCAGAAGCAGGAGCACUUGAUGACAGUGCAGGUGCAUCAGGAGGAGGUGCUGGUCCCCUCAGACAUGGAGCAGGGUCCUCUGCAGCAGCUGUGGCUGAUGGACUUGGGCACAACUUAGAUCAAGAGAAGCAGCUACCUGGGGUUGUGAUGGCAAGCCAGGGACAAAAUUUUUUCUCCUUGCUGUAUCAGCUUGCUCAGUUAGAUGAUUCAAGAAUUGUUGAUGCAGUUCGAAGAGUUCUGUACCUGGUACCGACUGAUCAUAGUGUGGCAGAUAGAUUUGAUUCCAUAAGUAGUGUUGGAAUGUCUGCAUCAGAAGCCAGUCCAAGAACAACACCGUAUGGCUCCCCUGCCAAGAGGGAUAAAAUUCGUGACCGUGAAAAAGAAAGAGAGGCUGGAAGAGAAACCUUACGGUCUUUGUUGGAUCCAAGUGCCAGUGACAUGACACCAUUCAGACUUCUGUACAAUGUUGAGGUUCUGUCAGGAAAAAUUAUGCCAAUAUCGAUGGAAGGCACCAUGAAUGACAGUGCCCGCUUCUGUGAAGAGUUCCUUAUGUGUGGAGGCUUGAACCUUAUCACUAUGCUGCUCCAUAAAGAUUCUCUCCCACAAGAAGUGGAUUAUGAGAUUCGUCAGAACAUUUAUUUGAUAGUCUUGCAGAUACUGAAAUUUCUAGUGUGUGGCUCCAUCCCUAAAGGUCAAGAGCUUCCCAUCUCAGGGAUUCAGCCAGUUCCGGGUCCUGCUAAGCGGUCAGCGCUGGACUCCUCAACUCAAACCACCUCACCACCUCAUGUUCACUCGUCCCUGACACCCAUCAUUGCCAACAGGGUAGUUCUAGGAUUUAGUGAAGAGGAGUGGAGUGAGAUGGUAUCCUGUCUGAUGCGGGUGUCAUGGGCCGGGGCAGCUGGAAGGUUGUACCUCCCUUCAGCAACCAUCACAAUGACAGAGCCAGCUGUCUCCCCUCCUGAUAAUAGCAAAUCAUCUAGACAGAGUAGUACAGGCAGUGUUCACAGUUCUAGUAGUGAGAGUGAGACAGUGUUGCAUGGAGGAGUAUGUGUGCAACAGGCAACCAUCUCACCCACUGACUCACUCAUUGCCUCACAAGCUCUGCAGCUUUUGAUAGCCUUUCUCAAGUUCCGUCCACAGCUAAUAGAUCAAUGGUAUGGUAUGUUGAGUGUAAAAGACUUCAUCAUUGAGAUUUUGGUCGGGUGUAGCAGUGAGGAGGUGAGGGAGGUGGCUUACCACCAGUUCACCAGCCUCAUCAACAUGACAACCCCAGCUGAACUCAGCCUGAAGAAGUUUCUCACUCAGAUACUUUUGAAGGCACACCUCCCCCUUUGGGUCUCCUCCACCAGUGCUCGAGGUGCUACUCUGAAGCUACUGUCUCAGUGCACCCAGUAUUUCAGUCUGAGAUCAAAGUUAUUAUCAGAUUUGAGCAGCAAAGAUCAGGAGUCCCUGGAGAUCAGUGCAUCUCAGAUGUUGGAAGAUGAGAUAGGUUGGUUGACUAACUUCACUGCCACCCGAGAGGUUAUGAGAGAGAGACCAGAGUCAGGAGUUUCAGCCAUGCGCCAUGCUGACAAUAUCCUCCUGGCUGGCCACUUGAUGCUUAUCUCAGCUUUAAUGUCAUGUGAAGGAGUGAACAAAGAGGAAACUGGUACCACUUUGAUUCCUCUGCUUAUUUUUGAGUACCUCUUCCCAGCAUCAAAGUUGGUGCAGGAGGGAGGAUUAGGGAUGGAUUCCCUCACUGCCAGCAAAAACUAUUGGGCCAAGUGCACUGGAAAGGAAUCCAGGCACGCAGCUUAUCAUCUCCUUGUUCAGCUUGUUAUGGGCUCACAGCAGAACCUGGAAGCUCUUGUUGGACAUCUUGUCACCCUUCAUCAUACUCUUAAUCCAGAUUCCCUUAAAGAAUUUCAGUAUGCUCCUGCUGUGGAUGGACGAGGUGCCAGUGGGUUUGUUGGCUUGAAGAAUGGGGGAGCUACUUGUUACAUGAAUUCAGUUCUCCAACACCUGUUUUUGAUACCAGGGGUAGCAGAGGACAUCUUGGCAGUGUGCAGUGACAAGGAGAAUGAGGAUAGUUUGUUCUAUCAGCUCCAGAUGGUGUUUGCCCAUCUCAUGGAGUCACAGCUGCAGUACUAUGUGCCAGACAAGUUCUGGAAGUGCUUCAGGAUGGAUGGGCAGCCAGUAAAUGUCAGAGAACAGCAAGAUGCAUUUGAGUUUUACACAAGAUUGACAGAACAAGUGGAUGAUUACCUGAAGAGUCAGACUAAGGAGAAAGUGUUUGCCCAAAGAUUUGGGGGUGUUUAUUCCAUCCAAAGAAUUUGUCAAGACUGCCCACACAGAUAUGAGAGAGAGGAGCCAUUCCUUGCCCUGAACCUGACAGUCACAAAAUGCCAUGACCUUCAGGAUUCACUGGACCAGUUUGUAAAGGGAGAGCUGCUAGAGGGGGACAAUGCUUACUACUGUGAGAAAUGUAAUCAAAAGAGAACUGCUCUUAUUAGAACUUGUGUCAAAACACUUCCUCCAGUCUUAGUAAUACAGUUGAAGAGGUUUGGGUAUGACUGGGAGGCCUCAAGAGCCCUCAAAUUUGAUGACUAUUUUAAGUUUCCAUGGGUGCUAGACAUGGGAAACUACACAGCUGAUGGUCUGGCAGAACAAGAAGAGGAACUGAGUAGUGGUUGUGGAAGCAGAGGUGCUACUCCUUCUCCUGACCCCAAAGACUCUGACUCCUCCAUAAACCUGUCAGUUACUUCCACCUCCAGCACUCACUCACCCUUAAAGGCUAGGAAGUCAGGCAUCAUCUCAGGCAUCACCCCAAAGAUAUCUACUAGACUGAGACACAAGGGAGCCAUCUAUGAGCUUGUUGGUGUCAUUGUGCACAGUGGGCAGGCCAGUGCAGGACACUAUUACUCUUACAUCAAGGAUCGGAGAGGGGACUCCUUGACUAACCCAAACAAUGGCCAUUGGUUCAAGUUCAAUGACACUACAGUGGAGGAAGUGGACAUGUGUGAUGCACUCCUGGAACAAGAAUGUUUUGGUGGAACAUACAAAGCAAAGGUCUCUUAUGACUCCUCCAAUCCUCUCCCUGAAGACCGUUUAAGGUACUGGAAUGCUUACAUGCUUGUAUAUGAUAGCCUGGAUGACCGGUUGUCUACCCCAAAGACACCCAAGACACCACGAAUGGGUCCCACCUCACGCUCAUUCAGGGCAUCCACCAGCAGUGCAAAGAAGAGCUUUUCAAUCAGUGGAACCUCCAGUGAGAUUAGAGCACGCUCCAGCCUGUGUGAGCUGAGUCAGCUGCUACAGCAAGGAGAGAAGCAGGGAGUGUUCCGAGAGUACAUGCCUCCACGCAUCAUGUCUGCUAUCACCUAUGAGAACCUCACUUUUCUCAAGAACCGUGAUGUUUUCUGCCAAGAUUAUUUCACCUUUAUUCAGCAAAUAUGUUCUGCUAAUGCAGGAAGUGGCCAGUUUGAUGUUACAGCACCCAUCUCCAUUCAAGUAGUACGUUUAGGAGUGAACUUCUUGCUCAAUACUUAUCUCCGAAUCAAAGACAAGGAGGAGCCAGUGAUUACUCACUGGGUGGAGAUACUUAGCUCAUGGGUGAAGCACUCCAAGGAAGCAUCUAGUUGGUGUGUCAGAUACUUUUCUAGUGAAGAUGGUGUAUCCCAUAUCCAGCCUCUGCUUCUGGAGGCUCCUGACAAGAUGACUCGUGGACACUUCAGCAACUUGUUGGACUCCAUAUUCAAGGCUGAGUAUGAGCACUGUAAUAGUGUUGACACUCUGCAGAAUGUGAUGAAGCACCUCCUGUCCCUGCUUGCCACUGAAGUGCCAGCAGCUAUCAAAACAUCAUAUCACUACUUUUCUCUUCUGUACAAUUAUUGCCAGCAGGGCAUACAUCAUUGCCGACAAUUCCUGUCUCUUGGUGGAUUUUCAAGUCUCCUCAGCUUCUUGCUUGGUCCUUCUGACCUUGAAAAACGCCGCUGGGCCCCUAUGCAGGCUCAAGAGUUUGGACCACUGCAUUCCAUCAUUGCAACUAUAAUUAAUGCCUGUGAUUUGAUCCCUUUCCAGACAACAGAGUCAUCUUGCAACCAGAAGACUGAGGGUGAGACAGACAAGCUGGUGAUGCCAGUGGAGGUGGCUCAGUUAGUGUAUGGGGCAGAGCAGCCACGUUGGCUAAGGGAAGUUGUCCUUGCAUACAAAGAGAUCAAUGGUAGCAUUCCCCAGAUGACAGCAGCACUCACUGCAACUGCAAAGGAAAAUUCAUCUUUUACCAAAGCUUUGCUGACAGCAGUUAUGAGAGAGUAUUCUAAACCUCCUUCAAACAUACUGAAGGAACUUUCAUCUCUUAUAAUGGAAAUAUUGAGUAUAAGUGAUUCUCUUCAGUCGAGCCGCACCACUGCUGUCUUGGAAGGGUUUGUGUGCUCAGAAUCUGAGAAUGUGAUGGGCCUUUUAGAUAUGAUAGGCAUAAACAAGGACAGCUAUAGCAGACGAGCCUACCAGUGCAUCAAGCUUGUGGUGGCACUGUCUGCCCGGUGUCCAGUAGCUCGUGACCACCUCACGAGAACACAGGUUCGUUGGCAGUGGGCUGUAGAGUGGCUGAGGGAGAAGAUGGAUGACCACUCUGCCACUCUUUCAACAGCUGCAAGUCUUAGUAAUGAAGACUCUAAUACCAAGAACUUCCAGCGCACAACCAGUGCACAGCUAACGUUGGAAGAGGCCACAGCUCUUCUAAGUGAGAUGGAAUCGUCAGAGAUGGAAAUUGACUGUGAGCUUUCUGAACUUGGAGACAUAAAGGAGAGUGCAUCAGAGCAUGAAAAUUCACCAUCACAGGACCUGGAUGGAAUUGACCCUUAAUUAACAUGAGAUGGAAUAUCAUUACUUAGCAGUUAUUAUUUGUUGAAUUGCUGUCUUCCACGAGAACAACAACCUUGAAAUUGCAAAGAUAUAGGCACAUUUUUUAAUGGUGACAAGGCUGCUAGAAAAUAUUGUCAGGUCUUGGUAAAGGAACUAUGUAAAAAUUUGUAAAGUUAUUAUCUUUUCUUGCCUACUUCAUGUGACAAAUGAGUUGUUUUACAUUAUUCAUUCUUGACAUAUAUGAAUAAACUUACAGAACUUGUGAUUGAAAAUUUAUUUGGGAUCUUGUUUAUGGGAAGUAUUUUGAUUAAUUUUACUAUAGAGAUACAUUAUUGCAUGCUCUUGAAACAUACAAGAAUUUUACAAUUUAUAGCCAAGUUGUUCAAAAUGACCAUUGUUGACACCACAAGUGCCAUAAUCUGUUAAAUUAGAGUAUGAUUAAGUACACCAUUGUGUCAUGAAGUUCAUUGUGUAUGGAGGUGAUGACGCCUCAGAUUGUUUAUGUUCUGUCUUUUCUUUUCUUUCUUUUAUAUGAUUAAUCUUGAGAAAUUAAUUCUUGAAUUCUCAUGAGGUUUGCUGGAGGUAAGUGACCAAAGAUUCCUCCCUUUUAAAUGAAAAUGUUGUUAUUUUUAAAAACAGAGAAUUUAUGAAAAAUGGUAAUACAACUGUAGAUUAAAUCUUCACUACAAAUACUGAAGAUUUCCAUUGUAUGUACAUACAGAUUUACAUUUUUUACUGUGCAUUACCCACUUCGCAAAUCCUUUGGCCAUAAUAAAGGUACCAAUGCAUAGUA